Molecule: messenger RNA, 3949 nt
Organism: Chionomys nivalis (European snow vole)
Lineage: Eukaryota; Metazoa; Chordata; Mammalia; Rodentia; Cricetidae
Gene: Ctc1
Product: CST telomere replication complex component 1
Exons: 23
Coding region: 36-3674 (1212 amino acids)
Biological process (GO): positive regulation of DNA replication; telomere maintenance via telomere lengthening
Cellular component (GO): CST complex
Molecular function (GO): telomeric repeat DNA binding; single-stranded DNA binding
Source: RefSeq, a predicted model, not a curated record
CAGCAUUCCCGCGUUCUGCGGGGUAGGGGUUCAUCAUGGCUGCUUGCGGAGCUCAGGCAUCUGCCUCCGAGCAAGCCUGGCUUGAAUCUGCCCAGACCUUCAUCCAAGCGACCCUUUUCCCGGCUGACCAGGAGCCUAACAAGCAGUUGACUCUGUCAGUAAUUGAUUGUGUGAAGAAGACGUGGCUGUCCCAGAGGGAGAAUCGGGAUUUUCCACUGCCCCUGAGCUACAGCUUUGUUUCGGUACAGAAUCUCAAGACCCAGCAGUCUCUCCCGUGCUGCAGUCACUUGUCCUGGAGCACUAAUGCUUACCAGACUUGGUCCCAAGGAGCUGGGUCAGGGGGCAGAGUCCUGCCCCGGCAGCAGUUACUACUCUUAGGGACACUAAUAGACCUAUCUGGGGAUUGGGAGCAAGAGUGCAGGAGUGGAGGCCUGUACGUGAGAGAUAACACCGGACUCUUGGACUGUGAGCUUAUAGAUCUAGACCUUUCUUGGUUGGGCCACCUCUUCCUGUUCCCCAGUUGGAGUUACCUCCCUCCUGCCAAGAAGAACUCCGUGGGGGAGGGGCACUUGGAGCUGUGGGGUGCACCUGUGCCAGUCUUUCCUUUGACCAUCAGUCCUGGCCCUCUGUCACCUAUCCCUGUCCUCUACCCAGCAAAGGCGUCCCGCCUGCUCAGACACAGAAAGAAGCACAAAGUAAAGGAGCCAAACCUGGCCGGGAAACUGGUCCGUCUGAGUGCUCUGGUGGUAACUAAGAGCAAAAGAUACUUCAUCAUGACCCUUGGUGAGCUAUCCGAAGCCGACAGCCAAGCUGGCAGCCAGGUGUCCAUCAUUGUACAGAUUCCUGCCCAGAUGGGGUGGCACAGAGUCCUUCGGCCUGAUAGGGCCUAUGUGCUGACAAAAUUGCGCGUUACCAAGACCCGAGGUUAUGGUCACUAUAUUUGGACAACCAUUCCAUCUUCGGAUCUGAUACCACUGAGACCAGAUUCUGUGCGAGAGCUGGAGCUGGAUGUACCAUUCUUGGGAGCUGACCUUAGACUGCGACCCCAGCCCACCAGCUCCAGAGACAGCAGGGCACAGGACGGUCAUGUCCGCAAUUCCAAAGUCUUACAUUAUUCGGGAACAGUCACCCGUGUGCUGAAUGAGUCUGCCAGCCUCUACAUUCUAGAUGGGCAGCUGAUUCUCUGCCUCGCAUACCAGCAGCUCCAUGGCCUCAGGCGGGUGAUUCGACCAGGGGUCCGUCUGGAGCUCCGAGAUGUUCAUCUCCUCCAAGCAGUGGGUGAAGAAACAAGACCCGUUCUAGCACUUUGUCUCCAUGGCACCAUUCUUCUUCAAAGCUUCUCCUGUCUUAAACCGGAGACUUUGCCAUCCUUUGAAGUUUAUGGUGCCUCCUUGUAUGAGCAACUCGUGUGGGAAUAUCAGUUAGGACUUCCCUUAUACUUAUGGGCUAUGAAGGCACUGAAGGAGCUGGCCAGCAAGCUAUGUCCCUAUGUGUUGAGAUACCAGCAGUUCCUGAAGCACUCCUCUCCUGGGAACCCCAGCUUGGCACUGCAGCUCCUAGCUCCCUCCUGGGAUGCUCUGAUUCCACCUGGCGGCCCCAUUCGGCACGCGCACAGUGAGAUCCUGGAAGAGCCACAUAACUGUCCCCAUCAGAAAUAUGCCCAGCUGCAGACUCCCUACUCUUUCCCGACUUUAUUCGCCCUGGAAAAGGAAGGGCAGUGUAGGGCUUGGGCUACCUUUGACCCAAAGGCCCUUCUGCCUCUCUCAGAAGCUGCCCACCUAACCAGCUGCCAACUGAAUCGCCACCUAGCCUGGUCCUGGCUCUGCCUGCCAUCCUCUGUGUUCCAGCCAGCUCAGGUUCUCCUUGGGGUGCUGGUGGCUUCAUCUAAGAAAGGUUGUCUGCAGCUUCGGGACCUAAAAGCUUCAUUGCCCUGCAUGCCCUUGACUGAGACUUCACAGCCCCUCACUGACCCAAAGCUCAUAGGCUGUCUGGUGUGGGUAGAGAAGUUCCAGCUGGUGGUAGAGAGAGAAGUCAGGAGCAGCUUCCCUUCCUGGAAGGAGCUGGACACGCCAGACUUCAUCCAAAAGAAGCACGCCAGAGUUUAUAUCCAGUUCUUCUUGUCUGACGCCCUGAUCCUGCCUCUACCCAGACCCACCUCUGACUCAGAGCUACCUCAGACAGAUCCCUCCUGCUCAGAGGGACCCCACGGGGGGCAGAGCCGGCUGUUCUUGCUAUGCCACAAGGAGGCCCUCAUGAGACGUAAUUUUUGUGUCCUUCCGGGAGCCAGCUCACAGCCUCCAAAGCCUGCCCUGAGCUUCUGUGUGUCGGGAACUUGGCUUUGUGGCACACAGAGGAAGGAGCGGUCUGGAUGGGGCCCACCUCAGUCUCUUGGAGUUGAGAACAAGGAUCAGAAGGUCUCCCUCAUCUUCCUUGGCUCCUCAGUUAGAUGGUUUCCGUUCUUGUACCCAAACCAAGUCUACCGCCUCGUGGCUCCCGGCCCCCCACAGACAGCAACGUUGUUUGAGACAGAGGGUCCAUCUGGCACGUCUCAGCGUCCUCUGGAGCUGGCUGGCAUACAGUCCUGCCUCACUGUCCAGGAUGAGUGGACCCUGGAACUUGGGAGCUCUCAGGACAUACCUAAUGUGCAGAUCUCCAGAGCACUGCCCGAGUCCUCGCUGACCCACCUGCUGAGUGACAACUUCUCCAAUUCCUUGGUGUCUUUCUCUGCUGAAAUUUUGUCACGGAUCCUAUGUGAACCACCUCUGGCCCUUCGCCGGAUAAAGCCUGAGAAUGUUGGGGCUGUUAAAGCGGGCGUGAAGCUAACAGUAGCUCUAGAAAUGGACGGCUGUGCCUAUCCCCCUCACCUGGACAUAUUUAUCGAAGAGCCACACUUGCCUCCCCAAAUAGGACUCCUUCCAGGAGCCCGAGUCCACUUUAGCCAGCUGGAGAAAAAGAUUUCCAGAUCCAACAGUGUUUACUGUUGUUUCCGGCCGUCCACUUCCGUGCAGGUCCUGAGCUUCCCCCCGGAGACCAAAGUCAGGGCUCCCCUGCCCCACAUCUACCUGUCUGAACUUCUCCAAGGUGGCCAGGGCCAGGUGCCAUUCCAGGCCACUACAUCUUGCCAUAUUGUUCUUGUCUUGAGCCUUCAGAUCCUGUGGGUGUGUGCUCAUUGCACCAGCAUCUCUCCCCAGGGGAGGUGUAGUCGGCAGGACCACAAUUGUCCAGCUCAGACAGCUAUAAGCCAGGCCAAUGUCAGGCUCUUGGUGGAAGACGGCACUGCAGAAGCCACAGUGACCUGUAGGAAUCAUCACGUGGCUGCAGCACUAGGGUUGAGUCCAAGCGAAUGGACCUCAGUCCUAGAAUGUGCACGGGGGCCAGGGAGAGUGGCCUUGCAAUUUAAAGGCCCUGGAGCCCAGACAGAGUCUGAACCCUUGGCCCUGUUCCUCCGGACCCUUUGUGACAGCCCCUCUGUCCUCCGACCUGUUCAGCUUUCAUUUGCACUUGAGAAGAGGCCCUCUGAUAUCACUCCGCAAGAACCGGCGCGGCUGCAGCAGUUCCAAUGUGGAGAGCUCCCCCUGCUGACCAGAGUGAAACCCAGGCUCCGACUCGUCUGCCUUUCUCUCCAGGAGCCUGAGCUCCCCAGCCCUCUAGAAAUUUCUGCCGCGUCCUCUUGACCGGAACUGCCAAAGGUGGUCGGUCUCAGUGCUUCCAGGACCCUAGGCGCUGCAGUCACGAACUACGGCCCCACUGUCAUUUCUCGUGGUUUCAGUGUGCCUUGGGAACAUUAUGAGAACCGCAAAUCGCAGCACGGUGUUGGUGUUCUCGGGUUGGGUUAGGAGCCUGCACUCCCAGGUGGCCCUGAGUAAUUGGGGUCUGCCUGGUGUGGAAAGCAGAACCCAAACCUUGUUCUUAUCACCGUGCUAUGAUAAACCUCUCUGGGGACAAUAAA